Molecule: messenger RNA, 564 nt
Organism: Schistosoma turkestanicum
Lineage: Eukaryota; Metazoa; Platyhelminthes; Trematoda; Strigeidida; Schistosomatidae
Source: the annotation of a GenBank genome assembly
AUGCGUGAAGAAUUAGCUCAGAAACUACAUUCCUUGCAGGAACGCAAACGUCUUAUGUGUUCUCGUUCAACGAACAUCCGUGAAAUUGAACUGAAAAAGAAAAUAAUUAACGAUGUUCUAGCAGUUGUGCCCGAAUCAUCGGCAACCGCCACUUAUCUCCAUGCAAUUGAAUCAGAAGUAAGUAAACAAGAUAUAACUCUGCGACCAUGGAAGAAAAGAAAAUUAAUAAAGUCAAUUAAUUCAACAAAUAAAGAGAGUCCCCCUGCUUCAAUUGUUUUAAACGCACCUACUCCUAAAGACCCAAGUCGUAUCCAUGCUGACAGUCUACAUAAAGGCACUUUAGAAUGGCGUUUAAACCAAGCAAUCGAUUCUGGACAGAUUGAUCUUGCUGAAAAGAUAAGUGACUCUAUUGGAUAUCAGUCAUUGUCUACAGCUUCUUCCGACAGAAAUAUUGAUUCGACUUUAAACAAACACGGGGAACACAAAGUAGUGGGAUUAAAAACUCAUCGACCUAUUUGGCUUUUUCAGGCUAAAGAACGAUGGGAAGCGAAAUCAAAUAUGUAA